GUCUUAGUCGUGGGUAGCCCCCGGACUUUUCCCAGGGUUGUGUGACCUUGGACAGGUGCUGUUCCCUACCAGCGCCUCAGUUUUCUCCCCUACGGAGCGGAUGAUUGAAGAAUCUUUGACAUUGCCCGGGAAGGAGCGAUGUGCCGGUUUUUGGCCCAGGACGUUUGCGUUCACCGUGCCCUGCACCUGGCGGCUUCUCUCCCAGGUCUCCAUCUGGCUGGCGCUUUGUUGUCAUUUUGGGCAGUUAAGGAAGAAGGACAGGAUCCUGAUGAAAUUGGCAUUGCCUUGGAAGCCACAAGCAAGAAGACAAAGAGAUUCGUGAAAGAACAAAAGGCAGAAGAGGAAGGUACUGAAGACAAUGGCCUGGAAGAAGAUUCCAGAGACGGGCAGGAGGAUAUGGAAGCAAGUUUGGAGGGUUUGCAGAGUAUUGACAUGAUGGACGUUAAUGUGUUAGAAGAAACCGAAGUUGAGAACAGCACUGCUCCAGACUUCGGGGAGGAUGGCACUGACAGCAUCCUGGAAUCCCUUUGUGAGAGCAAAGACUACGUGGCCACGCAGCUGCGGGAGCUCCCGGCUCAGUUCACAGGACACGCUGUUGAUGGUGAAGGCUUCGAGAACACUUUGGAUGCUUCAUCAUUGGACUUCAAAGUACCUCCGGAUAUUGAAGAACCUCUGUUGGAGCCAGAAAAUGAGAAAAUACUCGACAUUUUGGGGGAAACUUGUAAAUCUGAGCCAGUAAAAGAAGAAGGUUCCGAGCUGGAGCAGCCAUUUGCACAGGAAACAAGUAGCGUGGGGCCAGACAGAAAACUUGCGGAGGAAGAGGACCUUUUUGACAGCGCCCAUCCGGAGGAGGGUGAUUUAGAUUUGGCCAACGAGUCAACAGCACACGCUCAGUCGAGCAAGGCAGACACCCUGUUAGCGGUAGUGAAAAGGGAGCCCGUGGAGCAGACAGGCGAUGACGAGAGGAUGGACUGUGAGCCUGUAGGGCUAGAGAAGCCAAUUGAGCAGAGUAGUAAAGCCUCAGAGCACACGGAAGCCUGUAGCGAGGAGGCCGCGGAAGCGCCCCCGGAAGCCUCAAGCCCGGACCCCGGGGAUAGCAAAGAAGACGUGAAGAAGUUUGCUUUUGAAGCUUGUAAUGAAGUCCCUCCGGCUCCUAAAGAGUCCUCAGCCAGUGAGGGCGCUGAUCAGAAAAUGAGCUCUUUUAAGGAAGAAAAAGAUAUAAAGCCAAUCGUUAAAGAUGAAAAAGGUCGAAUCAGCAAUAGCUCUGGAAGGAAUCUAUGGGUCAGUGGACUGUCUUCCACAACUCGGGCAACAGAUCUGAAGAACCUCUUCAGCAAAUAUGGAAAGGUUGUUGGAGCCAAAGUGGUGACCAAUGCCCGCAGUCCUGGGGCCCGGUGCUAUGGGUUUGUCACCAUGGCAACAUCUGACGAGGCCACAAAGUGUAUCAGCCAUCUCCACAGAACUGAGCUUCAUGGAAGGAUGAUCUCUGUUGAGAAGGCCAAAAACGAACCUUCUGGGAAAAAGCUGUCUGACAGAAAAGAGUGCGAAGUGAAGAAGGAAAAAUUGUCUAGUGUUGACAGACAUCAUUCAGUGGAGAUCAAAGUUGAAAAAACCAUCAUUAAGAAGGAAGAGAAGAUGGAGAAAAAGGAGGAAAAAGACCCUGAAGACAUUAAAAAGGAAGAGAAAGAUGAAAACGAGCUGAAAUCAGGACCUGAAAAUCGGUCCAGAGUCACGAAAUCAGGAAGCAGAGGAAUGGAACGAACUGUUGUGAUGGAUAAAUCCAAAGGGGAGCCUGUCAUCAGUGUGAAAACCACAAGCAGGUCAAAGGAGAGAAGCUCAAAGAGUCAGGAUCGCAAGUCAGAAAGCAAGGAGAAGAGAGACAUCCUGUCGUUUGAUAAAAUCAAAGAACAGAGGGAGCGAGAGCGCCAGAGGCAGCGGGAGCGGGAGAUCCGAGAGACAGAGAGGCGGCGAGAGCGUGAGCAGCGGGAGCGGGAACAGCGCCUGGAGGCCUUCCACGAGGGCAAGGAGAAGGCGCGGCUGGAGCGGGAACGCGAGCAGCUUGACCGCCAGUGGCAGCGCCUGGAGCGGGAGCGCCUGGAGCGUGAACGGCUGGAGCGGGAGCGGGAGCGCGUGGAGCGGGAGCGCCGGCGUGAGCAGGAACGUAUCCAGCGGGAGCGUGAGGAGCUGCGGCACCAGCAGGAGCAGCUACGCUAUGAGCAGGAGCGGCGGUCGGUGGUCAGGAGGCCCUACGACAUUGGGCGGCGAGAUGACACCGGUUGGCCAGAAGGAAAGCGCAUGGCCAUGGAGGACAGGUACCGCCCGGACUUCCCUCGGCCUGAUCACCGUUUCCACCACUUCGACCACCGUGACCGGGGCCGGUACCAGGAGCACGGAGCUGAUAGGAGGGAAGGUUCAAGGUCAGUGAUGGGAGAGCGAGAUGGGCAGCACUACUCAGACGAGCGCCACAGCCAUGGAGGACCACCAGAGCGCCACGCCCGCGACUCCCGAGACGCCUGGGGCGGCUACGGCUCCGACAAGAGGAUGAGCGAGGGCCGGGGGCCGCCACCUCCACCCAGGGGUGGCCGUGACUGGUCGGAGCACAACCAGAGGCUGGAGGAACAUCAGGAGCGCACCUGGCCGGGCACAGUGGACGCAGACACAGCAGGCCGGGAGCACUCGCGGUGGCAAGGUGGUGAGAGGGGCCUGUCUGGACCCUCGGGCCCCGGGCACAUGGCAGAUCGGGGCGGAAUAUCGGGGCGAGGCGGCUUUGCACACAGCGGGCACACCCAAGGUGAUGUGGUGCCUGCCGGAGGCCUCGACAGCGAUGGACUGGCUGGCCAGGACCGGGGCAACAGAGACCCCCACUUCACCCGCCACUACUAGACCCCACCCCUCCACGCGUCCUGGUAGGCGGACAGAUGUACUGUUGAACUCUUAGCAGAGUUAACCUUGAACUUGUGGAAUCUUUUAAGAAGCAAAAGCAAAUCCUGCCACCGUGUUGUAGCUCAAUCCAAUGUGAAUUCACUUUUUUUUUUAAAAAUAAAUGUGUUCUUGUUCUGCCAUUUUUAAGACAAGGUUUCUGUUA
This is a messenger RNA of Budorcas taxicolor (takin), 3085 nucleotides long. RefSeq names its product scaffold attachment factor B2 (gene SAFB2). Gene Ontology annotation, cellular component: nucleus. Lineage: Eukaryota; Metazoa; Chordata; Mammalia; Artiodactyla; Bovidae. Gene Ontology annotation, biological process: regulation of androgen receptor signaling pathway; regulation of transcription by RNA polymerase II; regulation of mRNA processing. Bases 139 to 2883 code for a protein of 914 amino acids. The record is from RefSeq and is a predicted model, not a curated record. Gene Ontology annotation, molecular function: sequence-specific DNA binding; RNA binding. The transcript is spliced from 21 exons.